Molecule: messenger RNA, 1562 nt
Organism: Monopterus albus (swamp eel)
Lineage: Eukaryota; Metazoa; Chordata; Actinopteri; Synbranchiformes; Synbranchidae
Gene: kctd12.1
Product: potassium channel tetramerisation domain containing 12.1
Exons: 1
Coding region: 111-977 (288 amino acids)
Biological process (GO): regulation of G protein-coupled receptor signaling pathway; protein homooligomerization
Cellular component (GO): postsynaptic membrane; signaling receptor complex; presynaptic membrane
Molecular function (GO): protein binding
Source: RefSeq, a predicted model, not a curated record
UCACGCACGCGCACUCACACACGUUGUAAGCCCAGGAUUCAUAAACAAGCCGCUGCCACUUUGGUGCUCAGUUUCCACAGAUCUCGCAUCCGUCCAGCGGCUCAGAGAAGAUGGCACUGGCCGACUCUGCAAGUGGAGUUCCCAGCUGCGGUGACUCGGGCUCCCCGUUUUCAGAUAUUAUUGAGCUGAAUGUCGGCGGACAGGUUUACGUUACCAGGCACAAAACCCUAAUCGCUGUCCCAGACUCGCUCCUGUGGGACAUGUUCAGCAAGAAGUCACCCAAGGAAUUGGCGAGAGACAGCAAGGGGCGCUUCUUCUUGGACAGGGACGGGUUCUUGUUCCGAUACAUCCUAGAUUACCUCAGAGACCUGAACUUGGUCCUUCCGGACUACUUCCCUGAGAAAAGUCGACUGCAGAGGGAAGCUGACUUUUUCCAGCUGCGGGAUCUUGCCAAACGCCUCAGCCCCCGGGUGAGUAAGGACAACUCGAUCAGCGAGGAGAUCAGCCACAGUGACACGGAGGAAGGCGCGCAGCAGAGCGGCUCCUCUGGCGGAACGGAGACUUUACGCGUAGUGUCUGUCAGCGGUGCAAUGCGCUCCCCCUCUCUGGACUCCAGAAAGUCGGGCUAUAUCACGAUAGGAUACCGCGGCUCCUACACCAUUGGCAGAGACAUCCAAACCGAUCCCAAAUUCAGGAGAGUGGCGCGCAUCACGGUUUGCGGGAAGACCUCACUGGCCAAAGAAGUGUUUGGGGACACGCUGAAUGAGAGCAGAGACCCAGACAGGCCCCCAGAGAGAUACACAUCCCGGUACUAUUUGAAAUAUAAUUUUCUAGAGCUGGCAUUUGACAAGCUGACAGAGGUGGGCUUCCACAUGGUGGCCUGCAGCUCCACGGGCACCUGCGCCUACACCAGCAGUGAUCCAAACGAAGACAAAAUUUGGACAAGCUACACUGAAUAUGUCUUCUGUCGGGAAUAACAGUAUUUAGGUCAUGCUGAUGUAAAUAUUUUCAUAAUUUAACGGGGGUGGGGGGUGUCUUGAAAAAUGUUGUUUAACUGUCCUGAACGUUUGUCAAGGGAGAGUGACUGCAAAACAUUACUCCAUCAUUUAAAAACAAGCCAAACAACAGUAGUACCACCUCCGAGGUGAAUCGCAGACGCAGAUGGCCCCAGCAUAGAUUCUGCACAAACAAUUUUGACUGUAUGUCAAGAGAAGACGCAGUUUGGAUGUUCAAAGUGAGCAGAGAUGACACACGCAUCCUAAGCCCUGUUGCGUGGAAAACGCCAACAAAAUGCCAUCAUCUCCAUUUCAAAGAACUGCAUGUCAGUGUUUCAGUCAUAUCUGACUCAGUGCUGUCUGAACUGGGAGGCAUCCAAGAACAGACAAGCAAAGAUUAGUAUUCAGUGUCAUUGUAACUUCUAGGCUGGCUUGAUCACGUUUGGCCAAGGUUGUAUUAUCUAUUAGGCUCUUUUAGCAGGUUUAACACUGACAUGACUGUUAGUGUAUGUGCUUUCCUGGUAGAGUUGUAUUUGAUAAACCUGUUCAGAUGAAAUAAAAAUCUUC